UCUCUCAGAGCCUCCCAAGUCCCCUUAAGCCCCGCUCGGGUCUCCAGAGCUGCCCUGGCCCCCAGGCUCCGCGGGGUGGGGGUCCCAGAGAGCCGUGCCCCCUCCUCCCUCCGCGGGGCGGGGCCGGGCCCCCGCCCUGGACUCGCUCCGUUCCUGCCCCAGGCGCUCAUUCCCGGUCAUGGAGACCCGGCAGGCGGAYGUGUCCAUCCCGCUGCAGUCCUCCGGGUGGGGGGCGGCCGCCCCCGGCCACCAGUCCGACCCGCAGCCGCGGGACUACGUGCUCUGGUCGGUGUUGAACGUGCUGCUGUGGUGCGCGCUGGGCGGGCUGGGCUGCCUCAGCUUCCCCGCGCUCGUCUUCUCCAUCAAGACCCGUGACUGCAAGGUGGCGGGGGACCUGGAGGGUGCCCGGCGUCACAGCCACCACGCCAAGGUGGCCAACAUCGUCUGCUCCGUGCUGUUCACCGUCGCCUUAGUGAUCUUCAUCAUCAUCGCCGCCAUCGUCAUCUCCUCCAUCAGGGUCACUUGACCACCGCCUGGCCCCACCCGCGGCGUGCUUUCCCCCUUCCUCCUGCCCCCAAAACGGGGCGCGGGGGCCAGGGGGGUGACCCCCGUUCCCUCGCUGCCCACACCGCGGGUGUCCGAUCAGGUGGGGGCGUGGGAGGCAUCCCCCCCUCUUUGCUCUGCUCACGCUCUUCCCGGCACCUGUGACACACCUGUCGGCCACUACUGCCACCAAUAAAGCUGGUUCUGCCCAACCCCCUCGUUG
Molecule: messenger RNA, 766 nt
Organism: Malurus melanocephalus (red-backed fairy wren)
Lineage: Eukaryota; Metazoa; Chordata; Aves; Passeriformes; Maluridae
Product: dispanin subfamily A member 2b-like
Exons: 2
Coding region: 179-526 (115 amino acids)
Biological process (GO): response to interferon-alpha; response to interferon-beta; type I interferon-mediated signaling pathway
Cellular component (GO): plasma membrane
Source: RefSeq, a predicted model, not a curated record